Telopea speciosissima is the source of this 750-nucleotide messenger RNA. RefSeq names its product leucine-rich repeat protein 1-like. The transcript has 8 exons. Gene Ontology annotation, molecular function: protein binding. The record is from RefSeq and is a predicted model, not a curated record. NCBI's taxonomy places the organism in Eukaryota, Viridiplantae, Streptophyta, Magnoliopsida, Proteales, Proteaceae. Bases 20 to 667 code for a protein of 215 amino acids.
AUCUCUCUCUCUCUCUCCAAUGGAUCUUCUUCGUUUUCUUCUCUUCUCAAUUUCAUUUCUCCUUGCAGUCGCAGUUUCUCCAACUCUAUCCAGCAAUUCUGAAGUAAAUGCUCUACAUGCCUUGAGAGCUAGACUCUCCGAUCCCACCAAUGUUCUACAGAGCUGGGAUCCUACCCUCGUCAAUCCAUGUACCUGGUUUCAUGUCACUUGCGACUCCAGCAACCAUGUCAUCCGACUGGAUCUUGGCAACUCUAAUGUUUCUGGUACUUUGGGGCCGGAGCUCGGCGACCUCCGGCGUCUGCAGUACUUGGAGCUCUAUAGGAAUAAUAUUGAAGGAAAAAUUCCUAAGGAGUUGGGUAAUUUGAAGAACCUCGUUAGUGUGGAUUUGUAUAACAAUAACUUCGAAGGAGAGAUUCCAAAGUCUUUGGUUAAGUUGAAAUCGCUUAGGUUCCUUCGUCUUAACAACAAUAGGCUGACAGGAUCAAUUCCAAGAGAGCUCACUGCCCUUUCCGACCUCAAAGUCUUUGAUGUUUCUAACAAUGAUCUCUGUGGAACUAUUCCAAUCGAUGGACCGUUUGGGAGUUUCCCCAUAGAAAGUUUCGAAAACAACAGAAGACUCAAUGGACCAGAGCUGAAGGGACUGGUUUCUUAUGAUUUUGGGUGCUGAAAAAGUCUUAUUCUGUGAUCCUUAAUGGCAGUGGUUACAUGAGGAGACAGCUUUAAGGUGUGGUUAGAUUAUACCUCAAGCAA